AUGACUACUGCUUGGAAGAGAUUAAUUAGAUUUGUUGCUCACGAUGAUAAAAUCUACAGGGGUGAACCACUUGUUAGUGAUGCUGAAUACGAUGUUGGCAAGCUUGCUUUACAAGGCAAGACCAUCAAAGCGAAAGUCAUCGAGGGGGGAAACAUUUUCGGAGAUGCGGUUGUUACUGAAAAAGUCUUGGAAGUUAAGAAAUUGUUAGGGCCAUUAACCGAAGAGGAAGUCCCCAUCAUAAAAUGUGUUGGAUUAAACUACAUGAAGCACAUCCAAGAAGGUGGUAGAACCCCUCCACCUUACCCAUCUAUCUUCUACAAACCUAGAUUUGCUGUUGCUGAUUUCGGUGAACCAAUCCCAAUACCAAAGAUUGCCCAAGAAAACCAGUGUGAUUAUGAAGGUGAGUUAUGUGUGGUUAUUGGCAAGACUGGAAAAGAUAUCAAGGAAGAAGAUGCUUUAAGCUACGUUGCUGGUUACGUUUCUGGUAAUGAUGUUUCCGCUAGAACUUGGCAAAGAGAUCCAAAGCAUGCCGGUGGUGUUCCUCAAUGGUGUUUCUCCAAGUCCUUUGACAAAUACGCUCCAUUAGGUCCACAAUUGGUCUCUUCUCAAGUUAUUUCCGACCCAGCUACUUUACAUUUGACUACCAGGGUUAAUGGUGAAGUUCGUCAAGAUACUGAUACUGAUGAUUUGUUAUUCAAUGUUCCCAAGAUCAUUGCUUUCAUUUCUCAAUCUACCACUUUAGAACAAGGUACUGUUAUCAUGACUGGUACUCCAAGUGGUGUUGCUAUGGGUAUGAAGGUCCCAAAGUACUUGAAAAACGGUGAUGAAGUUGAAGUUGAAAUUACACAAAUUGGUACUCUUUCUAACAAGAUGGACUUUGUUUAA
Molecule: messenger RNA, 885 nt
Organism: Lodderomyces parapsilosis
Lineage: Eukaryota; Fungi; Ascomycota; Pichiomycetes; Serinales; Debaryomycetaceae
Exons: 1
Coding region: 1-885 (294 amino acids)
Molecular function (GO): catalytic activity
Source: RefSeq, a predicted model, not a curated record